This is a messenger RNA of Spirodela intermedia, 8014 nucleotides long. The record is from the annotation of a GenBank genome assembly. Lineage: Eukaryota; Viridiplantae; Streptophyta; Magnoliopsida; Alismatales; Araceae.
AUGGAUGAGGAGUAUGAUGUGAUCGUUCUCGGAACUGGUCUCAAGGAAUGCAUCCUCAGUGGGCUCCUCUCCGUCGACAGAUGCAAGGUCCACCUCUCCCCGUUGUCCUCCUCUCUCUCUUUUUCUUGUUAAUGCCUCUGUUCGUCGUUUUAUGAAAAUUCCGCAUAUUUACUCCUUGUUCUCCCCGGGGGAUUGGCCAAAUGGGUUAUGCGGUUGUAGGUAAACCAGGUGUCAGCACCGAGCUUCUCGUUCCGAAUUGAUUCUGAGGAUCAGCAGAUCAUGUCUUUCUUUUUUAUUAUGAUUUUAUUAUUUAUUAUUUAUUCUUUAUUUUGAGGGGUUGGUAGAUUGAGAUUCAGGAGGGGCAUCGAGGGGUCUCAUUUAGACAUUUUUUUAGGGACUUUUAGUCAUUAAUAAAGUUACAUAAAAAUAAAAUGAGUCGGGGUUAUGAUAUCCCUGGACAUUCCUAUCUGUCACCUCACAUAUUUUACUGGGAUUUUUGAUGGUUCAUUGUCAAAGAUCGCAUACCCUAUCAUUGUUCAUAACUAAUAUACGAUACUAGUUAUACCUGUGUGGUUGAUGAAAUGAAAAUAUCCUUUUGUUGAGUAGGCGCGGAGAGAUAAAAUCAGAUUGAUGCUUAUCUUAUGAUUUAUAUUGCCUUUAGUUACGAGCUUAGCUUUUAAGACUGCCCGUUUUUAUGGAGCGUAGCGGAUAUGAUAGAUUAAGAUAGUGAUGCUUGUUUUGUGGUUCGACUUUUGUGGUUCUUUUAUUUUCUCUAGUCGGUGCUUUUGCAUACAAUCUAGAUGUUUUUGAAGUGGAACAACUGGGCGUGAUCUCUAUACUAUUUUUACUCUUUUGGUUUAACCUAUUAAAAUGUCUAGUGUUUGCUCUAAUGUUGAGAUUGCAUAUUCCUGAGCAAUGAACUAGCCGUAUCUUUCAAUAAAGUUUCCAUCUUUCCUGGAAUAGUUGUAUCAUCCAACGUUAAUGUGAUGAGCAUACCAUUCCGUGCUGGUCUGCCACAGCUUAGAUGGCGUACUUACUCUUUAACUUGUGUUUGACCCUUGAGAAAGGAUUGAAACUUUGAAAAUUUUGCAUAAUAUUGUGGAUUAUUUCUAAUACUCUCGCCUUGAGUAUUUCCUCCCGUGUAAUCUAAUGCCAUAUGGCCUUUUAUUGUUAAUUUGUGCAUCUUUAGUGGAAAUAAUUACAAUAUUAUGUUUCUUUUAUGUGAUUCAGGUUCUGCAUAUGGAUAGAAAUGAUUAUUAUGGAGGAGAAUCGACAUCACUCAAUCUUAUCCAGGCAAGGGAAUUUUUUUCUGAACCACGUCAUCCUGGAUGUAAAAGUGCACCAAAAGAAUGUUGAUUUGUACCUGCGAAUGAUUCCUUGUUACACUCGUGCCUCUGGUGACUCGAGUGAAAUUUCUUGUUCCAUUGGAACUGUGUGCAUGUCAUUUUACCGUGAAUGACUGAUCUAAAAUCGAUUUUCUGUGAUUUUAAAGUUUCAAUCUCAUGGAGCAAACAGAAAUUCGAUAUGUUUUCCGAAUUUAUUGCUUUUAAUACAAUGUACCAUUGAUUGGUUAAUCAAUCAGUGAAUUCUAGUGUGGGGAUCUUUUCCUUUUUCUUCAGUCUCAUGAUUUCUUCUCUUGCGCAGCUUUGGAAAAGGUUCAGGGGAGAUGACAAACCUCCAGCACAUUUGGGGCCAAGCAGAGAUUAUAACGUUGACAUGAUUCCAAAGGUUCACAUUACUUAUUCCCUUGGUUUUACUUGGAGGAUUUUUUUUUUCUUCUAAUGAACAAAUAAUGCACACCAGUUUACCCUCUACGUGUAAUUAACUAAUCAUUUAUGAUCGUCUUUAUAAAGGGAGAAACGACGAAUAUAAAACUACUUCCAAGAAAAAACUACCGUAUAGUUUUUGUUUCCUAUUUUCAUAUCUGGCAGUAAUGUGCACUUGGAAUCAGUACUAGCCAUCACAUCCUCUUCCAAGUUUUUUCUUAUCAGUUUGUGGGUCUUUCUUUCUUGGGAUGAACCUUGAGUAGUGCUGUUCAUGUGUACAGUUCAUGAUGGCUAAUGGCACCCUGGUACGGGUCCUCAUUCACACAGAUGUUACAAAAUAUCUCUCCUUCAAGGCUGUGGACGGCAGCUAUGUGUUCAACAAGGGAAAGGUAAUGCCAUUUUUUUACUUGAUUUACUUCUGAAGUAGUCCAUCUUGGCUCUUUUGUCUCCUUUGCACUGCGAGGCAUUGGUCAUCAUUGGCUCAAAGGUCCACAUUUGUGAUUUUCCAUUUCAAAUAGGUUCACAAGGUUCCAGCUACUGAUAUGGAAGCUCUAAGAUCUCCACUGAUGGGUUUGUUUGAAAAGCGUCGUGCUCGCAAUUUCUUCAUAUAUGUCCAAAACUAUAAAGAAGAUGACCCCAGAACGCAUGAGGGAUUGGAUCUUACCAGAGUGACAACGAGGGAACUCAUUUCGUAAUGUCUCUUGCCUUCUCCUUACAAAAUUUCUGUAAUUAUUCCUUAUUUAUUGUGUAGUUAUUGAUUCCUAAAGAAAAAAAAUUAAUAAGAAAAAAAAGAUGGAACAAGCAACGGGAAUACUGCAUGUGAGUAUGACCAGAUUCAAUGCACUGCAGGUUCUAACUUGUAAAGUAAAAGCGAACUUAAUCACGAAGAAACAUUUUUCUCAAGGGACGCAAUUACACUGAGAUUGCGGCUUCUUUUUUUCAUUCUUUGACAUAGAGAGAGGCGCUUCCUCCUGUUAGAAGUGAGAUAGCUAAAUGUUGUUUUCUUUUCUGACAUUGUCCAGCAUGCCCCAUUAAUUGAGAUCAGUACAAUGAUUUUUUAUGGAAAUGAUUUAGCUUCUGUUAUAGAAUUGGAUCGUGGGAUAUGAUACAACUGUAUACUUAUUUCUUCUAAUCAAGUCUAGGUACUAGUGAGGGUAAUGCAUAGUGGUUCGGAUACAAGAAGUUAAAACAUUGAAUGUGCAAUGGAAGUCUAAGCUGUAAUGAUUUGGCUGAAACUCCCCAGGAAUCUUCGUGGUUUACUUUAGAACAGGAUAAGAUCGAGAGACUUGAUUGAAUAUGCCUGACUUGAUCAACUAGCUAUUACUUACAUGCUGGGAUUCCGGACUGACAGCUUCACUGCCCUUGAUCAGAGAAGAUGUGAAAUGGUCAGCAGUAAGUCUAAAAAAUCUGCGGUUAACUAUGGAAGGAAAGAAACAAAUAAAAGUUUGAGAAUUAUUCAGACGACAUUUUGAUAGGGUAGUCCAGAUCUUUAUUGGACCAUAACAUCCCCUGAGCAAUGCAGGUGUCGUUGGGAAUGAAAACUGUCCAAAGUCGAGAUUACUGUAUAAUACAGUCAUAAGUGAUUAUGGAGUUUGAUAAUCUUGCGUGAAACCAUUGUGAUGAGUCAGGAAUGGGAACAUCAUAAUGCAUGCUUUAAUUUAAUUCUUAGGUUAUAGAAAUGAGAAGCCGAUGUCUUGCAAUGCUUCUCAAAAAGAAUCGCUACCUGAUGCAUAAAAGGGGAGGUCUGUGCUAGGGAAAAUGAUUUGAGGAGAAUGCCUAUGCUAAAUAUAACACAAUCUUUCGGGUCCAUGAUGCAGCAAGGUGAACCCAGAACUGAAGUUCUUCCUUACUGCUUUGAAUUGAAACAAGGCCCUUUUAAGCCUAGCCUGCCCUUGCCUCUAGGCAAGAGCACAUUAAUUGGAUUGUGAGAGAGAGUAGUAUAAAAUCUCUGCUGAGUUGCCUUUACUUUGUCUGUUCUCAUGAAUUCCAGCCCUACACUCUUGAAAAGUAAAAAAUAGGAUAAAAAUGUUUUAUAAAUGUAAAAAAUUAGAGAGAUGGAUGCUAUCUGGCCAGUUUUCUGUAAUACUGUGGGUUCUGUUGGUAUGCCUUGUAGACUGUCCGCAUGUUUCAAUAUGUUCGUGAGGAAUUCGUCAUUCUCCCCUAGAAAAUAGUCCCUUAUGAGGUUAUCCCAAAAACUGUCAUUCUGUGGGAUUUAUGCUUCUGUUUAUUCGGUGAACUAUCUGACAUUGAAUCUCACUGAAUUCUUCCCUGGGCAUUGAUCUUUGAUGAUUGGGUGAAUAGAGUAUGAAUGUUGUGUCCAUACAUAUGAACAUAAUUUUGAAAAGAACACGAUGUGUUCGCCAAUAUUCGGAAUUAGAUAUGAUUUUAUACCCUUUUUCUUUUCAGUUUAUUAUUUCUAAAUCAUGAUUACUGACAGCAAAUGAAAAAACGUUCCUGAUUACGAUAGCUGCAUUUGGUAUGUCUGCUGUAACCUUCUGGUCUCUGCUUGUGAUUCUUCAUCAUCCAGAAAAUACGGUCUUGAUGAGAACACUGUGGAUUUCAUUGGUCACGCAUUGGCCUUGCAUAGAGAUGACCGCCACCUGAAUCAGCCAGCACUGGAUACUGUGCAAAGGAUGAAGGUAUAGCGAACGUAUUCAUCAACGUAUAUCUCAUCUGUGUGUCUUUCAAUAGUGCAGAACUCUUCCAAUCCUUUUUUUGUAUCAGGGUGCUAUUGAUUGUCUUAUAACAUGAUUAUGACAAGUAGAUUAGGUUGCUGUCAGUGGCAACAUAAUGGUGUUGAGCAAGUUUUAUUAUGUCGAUUCAUAUCGCUUCAGAUUUAAACAGAAGAAAAUCCAUUUCUCAUUGUCUUUUCCAUUCCAAGGUUAGUUGGGUUGGAGACAGACUCUGACUCAAAAACAUAAUUUCUGCUAAAUUAAAUAUUUAUGAUUUUAAAAAAAUAAUCUUUCCAUGUCUUUUACCUAACUUCAGGAAAUUCUAUAUUCUAUUGUUUUGUGGUUUCUUGUCCACAUUCAUUUAAAUGCUUGCAGUUUUGAUCUCAGCUUUUAUUUUCUCUUGUUCUUUCCACUAUGCUAUUUUUGAAAACCUUGAAUUCAUUGCGAAUUUCGUUGAAAGGUGGGAUCCAUAUUUCUCCAUUUUCUGAACCGUUUGAUCGUAUUCAUAUUAUCCUGACCACGUUAAAGACCUGCUGAUGGAUUUCUGUUGACACUGGUUACCUCAGUUGUUAUUCGUGUUGGAGAGGACGUUUUGGGAUUUUUGUCAGACUUUUUAGUUUCCAUUUUGUCCAUUGUAUGUACGGCUGAAUCGCAACCCGUCCCUCAAUUAACAGCUAGAUCAGCACGAUUCAAUACCAAGCUAGUUUCCCGUCUUUUCUGGCCAUUGUUUGCCAACUUAUCUGCUUCGCACACCUUGGGCAAAGUUGUUUUUUCACAUUGAUUCACCCGUCCAUACAUGCAUUCAUGUACAAAGAUCAUUCUUUGCCAUUCCUGACCAUUGUUGAGUGAACUCUAAAGAGAAAUCCAUAAAAUUUAGAGAGAAAGUAGUUCAGAAUGAGCUUAGUUUGGGGUGGGUUUAGUUUUAUCAGAUAACUUCUGUAUUAUUUCAUAUAUGCUUCUAAAACUGAUUUCACUCUAUUUUUAAUGCGCAUGGAGACUAUUCUCUCAACAGAUGUUCCGGAAAUGAGCUGACUAGUUUUCUAUUUAGAGUUGAUGUAUUGUGCAUCUCUCAGAUCUCUGUUUCAUUUAUGCGUUGUGUGCUUUUCCCUUUUUUUUUUUUUCCUGUGUUCAGAACACCUAGACUAAAUGGCAUACCUGUAUUUCUAUGUUUUCUGUGAAUAGCUUUAUGCUGAAUCUCUAGCACGUUUUGGAGGGGGUUCUCCAUACAUUUAUCCUUUAUAUGGCUUGGGGGAGCUACCGCAGGCGAGCAGCUCUCGUGCCCUUUCAGAUUUCUACUUUACAUGAUUCACGUUUUUAGUUUUCUAUUGAUAGAGUGCGAUAAACUCUCCAGGCAUUUGCUCGCCUAAGUGCUGUUUAUGGUGGAACAUACAUGCUAAAUAAACCAGAAUGCAAGGUAUUUUUUACAUUAAUUUUUUUUUUACCCCUCUCUACUUUAUUUGAUUAUAUUAAGAUUGUGGGCUAAGCUUUUUCGGUGCAAUAUAUUAUUUUUUUUGCCCUCUGAAUCUAUGCUGGUACUAGUGAUUUCUGGAUAAUAUCUAUGCUGCCACUUCUCUGAUAUGAAUCUCGGUCUAUGUCAGUAUUUAUAUUACUCUUGUGUAUACUUGGUUCUAUCUAUCUUUUAGCAUUACUAUUUGCAUAUUUUACUUGAAUUCGAAUUGACUUUUCAGUGAACAUCAUUGGCGUGGCGAUCUAUUCUUGCUAGGAUUUAGGUAAAGUUUUUUAGAGCCUAGGAGCAAUACUUGAGAUCUUGGGAUCUUGUUCAAUGGUUUUUAAGCGUCCAAGGUAAUAUAGCCCAUCGUCUGGCAGCCAAGCUGGCGUCGCCUUGUACAGAUGUGUAUUGUAUUUGAUGAUCAGCGUAAUUAGUUUGCACUUAAUACUUAUGCAAUAGCAGUAGAAACCUAUGUAUGAAGACUAUGAUUUAUUCUUUUUGCCAAAUUUCUUUAACUUAUUAGCCAGAAAUAUUUAAUAUGAACUCGAGAUAAUAUAUCAUAUAUAUAAUCUAUAUCAUUUAUGAAAUAUAUUUCUGGAAGCAUCAUUUCAAAUGGGUUGCUUGGUUGUUUGGGUACCAUGAUUUUGUGAUCAUGUGAUCUGCUGGAUGGAAACAACUACCCAAGCCUUUGAUUAUGAUCAAUUAGCUCCUAAUACUGCUUAGAAUGGUGGGGCUUGUCUGUUGAAUGUCACAGGUGGAGUUCGACGAGGAAGGUAAAGUCUGUGGUGUGACCUCUGAAGGGGAGACUGCCAAAUGCAAGAAGGUCGUCUGCGAUCCGUCCUACUUGCCAAACAAGGUAAUAAUACUUCAAGCUUUCUUGUCAAUAUGAAGCAUUGAAUAUGGAUCUUCUACGAACUAAUGAUGCGAUAACUGGUUGAAAAUGGGUCUGCAUGGCCUGGAAGCCCAGAAGCCUCUGCCCCCCUCUCUCCAUGGAUACCAACGGCAACCCGCCGCCCGACUGUGGCGGUUCUCUUGCUGCACACAUUCAUGUCCAGGCUCCAACAUAUGAAACACAACCAAAUAUUUUCAAAUGACCAACGUUUGGCUUCCAACGCAGGUGAGGAAGAUUGGAAAAGUUGCGAGGGCCAUCGCCAUUAUGAGCCAUCCGAUCCCAAACACGGAUGAUUCCCACUCAGUGCAGGUUAUUCUUCCUCAGAAGCAGCUGGGGCGCAGAUCAGACAUGUGAGUUCUGGUGCACAUAGCUUCCUAACCGUCACCCACCAUUGAGCUCAAACCAUUCCAUUUCUCUCUCAACAGGUACGUUUUCUGCUGCUCUUAUACCCACAACGUCGCCCCCAAGGGGAAGUUCAUAGCUUUCGUCUCGACCGACGCCGAGACCUGAUCACCCCGAAGUAGAACUAAGGCCAGGUGUCGCUCUUCUGGGCCCAGUCGACGAGAUCUUCUAUGAAACUUAUGACAGAUACGAGCCCGUGAAUGAGCCGACUCUGGAUAAUUGCUUCAUAUCUACCGUAAGGCGGGAUCCUUGAAUAAUCUUCUCUUCUCUCAGUUCCACAGGCUUCCAGCUUCGUAAGUUUCUUGGUGUUUUGCUUUCUCUUUUGCAGAGCUACGACGCUACGACCCACUUCGAGACGACUGUCAGGGAUGUUCUUAGGAUGUAUACCAUGAUUACUGGCAAGGUGAUGGCGGCUCUCCCUCCUCUCCUGCUUGCAUUGCACCUUGCUUUCUUUUAGGGUUCAAGCUCAGUUCUCCGACAGAAACGGGUUUCUAAGAGUUGACUUUGAUAAUGCCGCCAUUGUAGUAUGCUUGUGGGCAUGAACGGCUGAAUCUUCUUGGGCCUUCAGCUUUUACCUUCUUGAGGAUUAUUGGGCUUCAAGAAGACCCAUGAACAGCCAAGGUUUCCAUACAUCGUGUUCUUGGUUUCUGCUGGGCCGCGGAUUUCUUCAGUUGACCAAGAUGGGGGGGGGGGGGUGGGGGGGGGGUCCAUGAAGUUUUUCCGUUGAUUAUUUGCCUGCGGUCAUGAAUGACUGAGCUCUCCAUUCAUCGUGUCAUUGCAGGCUGUUGAUCUGAGCGUUGACCUGAACGCAGCGAGCGCUGCCGAAGAGUAG